AUGGGCAUCGUCCACAGCUCAAUCGUUCACGACUGCUUGCUUGCCGCCGUGGGCAACCAUUCGAAUCUCGUUACAUUUCAAGGGGACUUUCUCUUUGACUCCAACAUUCCCCGGUACAACUUAGACUUCCCCGUGGUCCCCGUUGCUAUCACUUAUCCGGAAACCACAGAGCAGGUGGCAGAGAUCGUCAAAUGUGCGGCUGAUAACGAUAUCAAGGUCCAGGCAUACAGUGGUGGCCACAGCUAUGCGAAUUAUGGUCUUGGAGGAAAUGAUGGGGCAAUCGUCAUACAUCAGAAGAACAUGCAGCAUUUCUCCAUGGAUACCGAAACCCAAAUUGCAACCGUUGGCCCGGGCACAAACCUCGGUGAUCUUCAGCAGCGUCUCUACCACGCCGGUAGACGAGCUGUUGCUCAUGGAUCUUGUCCUCAAGUUGGUGUGGGUGGUCACUUCACUAUCGGGGGCUUGGGUCCCAUGUCUCGUGAGUGGGGUACAGCUCUUGAUCACAUUGAGGAGGUUGAGGUAGUUCUCGCAAACUCCAGUGUUAUCCGGGCCUCUGAGAGACAGCAUCAAGAUGUCUUCUUUGCCACCAAAGGCGCUGCUUCGAGUUUCGGAAUUGUCACGGAGUUCAAAAUCCGCACUCACCAAGCUCCCACGGAAGCCAUCCAGUAUACUUACCAAGUGAACUUGGGUGAUAAUAUUGACCUGGCUCGACUUUUCAAGGACUGGCAGAGGCUGAUUAUGACAAAGAACCUGACUCGAAAGUUCUCUAGCGAAUUGGUUCUCUUUGAAGGUGGCGCUUUGUUAUCCGGUGUCUUUUUUGGUUCAAAGGAGGAGUUUCAGGCUUUUGGACUUGAGGAACAUUUUCCAAUCAAGAAUCAUGGCACCAUCGCUUACCUGACAGACUGGUUUGGAAUGCUCGCCAGCCAGGCCGAAGAUUUGAUCAUGACGACCAUGGGUGGUAUCCCAGCCUCGUUUUACGCUAAAUCGAUGUCUUUCACUCCGGAUCAGUUCAUCCUGGAUGAAGAUGUUGAUGCAAUGUUCGAGUAUCUUCACUCCGCGAAGAAAGACACCAUUGCUUGGUUCGUGAUUUUUGACUUGGAAGGCGGCGCUACGAACGACCCUGCAGUUGACGCCACUGCCUAUGCACACCGGGACACCUUCAUGUGGAUGCAAUCUUAUGCUAUCAGUCUCAUCGGUCCGGUCAGCUCUACAACCAAGUCAUUUCUGAAGGGGCUGAACAAUGUCAUAUCUUCUUCCCGUCCAGGCUCUGGCUCAUAUGGCGCCUAUCCUGGAUACGUGGAUCCAUAUAUGGAAAAGCCACAAAGCGCAUACUGGGGACCCAACCUGGCGAGACUUCAGAAAAUCAAGUCUGCGAUUGAUCCAAAUGACGUGUUUCAUAAUCCCCAGAGUGUGAAGGGGAUCAAUUGA
Molecule: messenger RNA, 1428 nt
Organism: Penicillium malachiteum
Lineage: Eukaryota; Fungi; Ascomycota; Eurotiomycetes; Eurotiales; Aspergillaceae
Product: FAD-dependent oxidoreductase
Exons: 2
Coding region: 1-1428 (475 amino acids)
Molecular function (GO): oxidoreductase activity; FAD binding
Source: RefSeq, a predicted model, not a curated record